GGACUGCUCCAGUUCUGAGGGCGUGAAUUUGCCAAAUCUUUAUCUUGGGCUAGCCGUGCCCUUGUGCUUUAUUAACCCGUGUAAGAUCCAGGUCUCAAAAUUCAUUUCCCGCUGAUGUCCUACGGCAGCGAGACGCCGCAUAUUUGGAGUAGCUCCUCGGGUGGUGAAGUAUCCCCGUACGGAGCCCUGUGGGACGCCCCUCCAGCACCAUACCCUGACAUUCUGGCUUUUCCACCAUCAGACUUAGUAUGGUCAGCGGCAGGAUGUGGCCGAAGUUCACGAUCAUCUUCAGGCAAAAAACCGCGGCGUCGUGUAGCAUCGAUUGCGCAGCGGCGAGCUGCGAACAUUCGCGAACGACGGCGAAUGUUCAAUUUAAACGAAGCAUUCGAUAAAUUGCGGAGGAAGGUACCUACAUUCGCUUAUGAAAAGCGUUUGUCACGGAUUGAGACGUUGAGACUAGCAAUCACAUACAUCAGCUUUAUGUGUGAGCUGCUGCAUGGAUCUCCACAACCUCAUCAUCCUCCGCAUGCAUCUCUUCAUCCACCACGGGUCUAUGACACUGAAGUACCAUGGUGUGCUUGAACAAUGCAGAAUAGACUUGCAAAUCGUUAAUUUAUUUAUUUGUGUCAAAAUUUGACGUAUUUUUUGCAGGUUUUGAAGAUUUCAGAUGCUUAAUACCAAAUGAAGAACUUGUAUUAACUUCAUAAUCAUUAACCAUGUAUUUGCACUGACCUGUAUAAAUACCACUGGACAGGCUGUCCCAUAUGUUUGACAGCAAAUUUUUUGUGCCUAUAUGAAGCGACACUCGCGAGCGUCCAGAGAUUUUAUACUAAUUUUGACGUACAAUAGGUACAAAUGGCUGCGAAGGAACGUACAAUACUCUGACGUAUUUAUGCAUUUUAAAUUAAUUUCGUUCGUUUUUCGUGUUAUUUAUGCUUCAAGAAUCAACGUAUUAAAUUACACAAGUUUUUUUAUAAAUAGUUUUACCACCAUCUAUUGAUGUUUGCUGACGUUGUCAUCACUAGUUUUAGUACCGCAGACUCUUGCUACAUGGCCAACAGCGCUAAAGUGGCGAAUAUCAAACAGGCACAAAAGUACUUUAACAGCCGCCAGUCCAGUGGUAUAUAGUAGAGGUCAGUGUGUAUUUGUUUCUUCUAGGCUUAUAGUCCAACAAAUUUAUCUGUCCCAGUGCGAGAGUAGCUGUUACCUUU
Molecule: messenger RNA, 1211 nt
Organism: Leptidea sinapis
Lineage: Eukaryota; Metazoa; Arthropoda; Insecta; Lepidoptera; Pieridae
Product: protein Fer3-like
Exons: 4
Coding region: 115-582 (155 amino acids)
Biological process (GO): regulation of transcription by RNA polymerase II; developmental process
Molecular function (GO): protein dimerization activity; DNA-binding transcription factor activity, RNA polymerase II-specific; RNA polymerase II transcription regulatory region sequence-specific DNA binding
Source: RefSeq, a predicted model, not a curated record